AUGCUUCGGAACGGGUGGCCCGCCCUCUACCUCCUCUGUCUCACCAUCGCCCACUUCAUCCCCGCUCCCCAUCGCGCCUGUACCCAACCGGAGAGACGCUCCCUCCUCUCCUUCCUAUCCAACAUCUCCUCUCCGGCGGAACGGCCGCUGCGAUGGGGAGCAGUCGCCGACGACUGUUGCCUCUGGGAAGGCGUUAUAUGCGAUGUCGACGGGUCCGUAUUACGCCUCCGGCUACCGGGAAGAGGCCUCGGGGGAACCAUCUCCUCCUCCCUGGAAGGGCUCGCCCGCCUCGUCGAGCUCAAUCUGUCGCACAACUCACUCGACGGCGUGCUUCCCCAAUCCCUUCUGUGGAUGGAUCACAUCGUCAUCCUCGACGUAAGCUUCAAUCGUCUCCACGGUCAGCUGCUGCCGCCUCCGCCUAUAGAGAAUUCGGGCCAGUCGUCAGCCAGCGCCAGCCGCCCGAUUCAGUCCCUGAACGUAUCCAGCAACCGGUUCACGGGGGAACUCCCUAAACUACCUCGGCUCCCGCAUCUUCGGGAGCUGAAUGCGAGCAACAACAGCUUUUCUGGCUCAAUCCCCUCCUCCGUCUGCGGCCUCUCACCCCGCCUCAGGAUCCUCGACUUCAGCCACAACCAAUUCGCCGAUAAAAUCCCCCCGGGAUUGGGCUACUGCUCGGAGCUGGAAGUGCUUGAUGCGGGCUUCAACAACCUCGCCGGGCAGCUACCAGUUGAUCUCUACGACACCGCGCAGCUCUACCGCCUUGCCCUGCCCUAUAACCGGCUCAGGGGUGUACUCCGCGGGGAGCUCAUUUCCAGGCUCACAAAUCUCGUCGUCCUUGAUCUGGGGGGGAACGACCUGAUGGGUGAGCUACCCGGAGGCAUCGGCAGGCUGACGAACUUGCAGCAACUGUUGCUCAGCGACAACAGGUUUAAUGGAACCAUCCCCUCGGAGCUGCUAAGUAACUGCACGAAGCUCAGGAAUCUCAAUCUGAGAAGCAACCAUCUCACCGGAGACAUCUCGGCCAUGGAUUUCUCCCCGUUCUCGCAACUCAGCACCCUCGAUCUAGGGAAUAACAACUUCACGGCGCGGCGAUUCCCGAUGAGUAUAUACUCGUGCAGGUCCCUGACAGCCCUCCGCCUGGCCGGGAGCUCGAUAAGCGGGUCCUUGGCAACUGAAAUGCUCGAGCUGCGGUCGCUGGCCUACCUGUCCCUCUCCAACAACAAACUGAAGGGAAUCCACCAGGCCCUGCAGAUACUCCGGAGAAGCAAACAUCUCACCGUCCUGCUUCUGGCGUGGAACUUCGACGGAGAGGCCAUGCCCGACGGACUUGACGCCGUUGGGGUGGAUGCGUUCCCAAAUCUCCGGGUCCUGAGCUUCUGGGGCUGUCGCCUCACGGGCAGAAUACCUCAAUGGAUAGCCGGACUGGGGAAUCUUGAGGUUCUGGAUCUGUCAGGUAAUCAGCUCGCUGGAAGGAUACCCUUGUGGGUCGGUGCCCUCCCGAACCUCUUCUAUCUGGAUAUGUCCGACAACCGCCUCUCUGGGGAGAUCCCGUCGGAGAUGACGGGCAUGAAGGGAUUGCAAUCUGACCCGGCGGCCGUCCAGGUAGACCAGAGCUACCUUGAGCUGCCCCUUUUCAGGCACCGCGGGGACAACACAUCCAGGUUGCAAUAUAACCAGGUUUCCAAUCUUCCACCAUCAUUAAAUCUAGGAAAUAAUAGUCUGAGUGGAACGAUUCCACCGGAAAUUGGCCAACUCAAGAGACUUGUCAUACUGGACCUCAGUGUGAACAACUUCUCCGGCGAGAUCCCGGAGAAGCUCUCCGACCUCUCAGACUUGGAAACACUGAACCUCUCAGGUAACCGUCUGUCGGGCCCCAUUCCGCGGGCGCUGAUCCGCCUAAACUUCUUGUCCGUCUUCAGCGUUGCGAACAAUAACUUAAGUGGCCCUGUUCCCUCCGAAAGGCAGUUUGCCAACUUUCCCAACUCCAGCUUCGCAGGGAACGACGACCUCUGUGGACCAGUUCUUCUGCGUCCCUGCUCCACGACAUCUGGAGCAGAACAUCUUCCGAGGCAGCGGCGCAGAAGAAGCAAGAAACUCCUUCUUGCGUCAUUACUGAUCACUGGACUUGGUGUGGCCUUAAUUUCGAUACUGCUGGUCUUCUGCAUGCUGUCCACGAAAAGAGGCAGGCACACAGGGCGCAGAGGCUUCGGCUUCGGCGUGAUGGACGCAGAAGCAAUCUCCUCGGCCAGUCCCAUCUCUGGUCUCCACGGCGGUCCGGCCCGAGACUCCAGAGUGGUCGUGCUGUCGCCUGGCAUCCUGUCGAAGAACAUGACAGUAUCGGAGAUCAUAGAGGUGACAAACAACUUCAGCCAGGACAACAUCGUCGGGUGCGGGGGUUUCGGUCUGGUCUAUAAAGCUAAGCUACGAGAUGGCACCGAGUUGGCCAUUAAGAAACUGACCGGUGAAAUGGGACUCAUGGAAAGGGAGUUUGCAGCCGAGGUUGAAGCUCUGUCCACCGCCCGCCAUGAGAACCUCGUUCCCCUGUGGGGAUACUGCGUCCACGGCAGUGUCCGCCUUCUGCUUUACUCCUAUAUGCAGAAUGGCAGCCUGGAUUUCUGGCUGCACGAGAAAGACGACGGGGGUUCGAUAUUGGACUGGCCGGCCAGGCUCAGGAUUGCCCAAGGUGUCAGCCAAGGCCUCGCCUACAUUCACCUGGUCUGCGAUCCGCCCAUCAUUCACCGUGACAUCAAGUCCAGCAACAUCCUCCUCGACCAAGAAUUUAACGCACAUCUGGCCGACUUCGGCUUGGCACGGCUCAUCCUUCCACACAAAACUCAUGUGUCGACUGAACUGGUCGGGACGCUUGGUUACAUCCCACCCGAGUAUGGGAACGCCUGGGUUGCCACUUUGAGGGGCGACAUCUACAGCUUCGGGGUGGUCCUGCUUGAGCUGCUCACCGGCAGGAGGCCGAUCGAUAUGCGCAAGCCCAAGCAGUCAAACGAGCUGGUCGGGUGGGUGCUAGAGAAGAGGCACCAGGGCGAGCAGGAACAGGUGUUCGAUCCCCAGCUGAGGGGCAAGGGAUUCGAAGAGCAGAUGUCGGUAGUGCUCGGCAUGGCCUGUCUCUGUGUAAGCCACAACCCUUCGAGGAGGCCAAUGAUCCGGGAAAUCGUCAGUCAGCUUGCUGGUGUCGGCGCCGACCCGUGUGCAGUCGAGCAGUAA
Molecule: messenger RNA, 3219 nt
Organism: Spirodela intermedia
Lineage: Eukaryota; Viridiplantae; Streptophyta; Magnoliopsida; Alismatales; Araceae
Source: the annotation of a GenBank genome assembly